GGCUAUACGAUCUCUUGUCUACUUUUGACUUUCAACGAGUAGCCUGGUCAUAUACGCCCCCUUGUGUGAGGCGGUAUCCUAGUCCUUGCCCUACACCGGACGAUAGGCUACCCGAUAUGCUGCCCGCUCUCAUUCUCACACAGUGCCCGGCAAUAGACGGUUCUGGACUGCUUCAUAUUCGGAAUUCUAUUCACCUUAGUAACUAAGAAGCCGACAUGGCGACCGAAAACAUGGAAAUGAAUGGCGAUGCCGACAGAGAGAACAGAGAGGAGGUGCUGCGCCCUGCUCGCUGGCGGCGGGCAGACGGGCCAAUCAACAUGAACCACUACGCCAACAAGAAGAGCGCGGCUCAGAGCAUGCUGGACGUGGCGCUGCUGAUGGCUAACGCCUCCCAGCUGAAGGCCGUCCUGGAGCAGGGCCCUGGCCCCUUCUACGUCCCCCUCGUCACCCUCAUCAGCAUCUCCCUCACGCUGCAGAUCCUGGUGGGCAUUCUGCUCAUCUUCAUCGUGAAGUGGAACCUGAACGACGAGAGCAUGCACUUCAGGUUGAACGUCCUGGAGAACAUAGCCACUGUACUCGUCUUCAUCAUCGUCAUCAUCAACGUCUUCAUCACUGCUUUUGGCGUUCAGAAUCCCAAAACGAGCGCUUGACUUCCUUCCCCCGACAGCACUUACAGGAGAGGAAACUCCUAGGAUCAUGUUUUCCACAGCUUAACACAACUCACAAGAGCUGUGUUCCCCAUGAAAAGUGAAGCGCCUCAAUCUCCAGAACAAGUUUGGGAUCAUUACGGUCAUUUCAUGCACAACUCUUCACCAGUGCCUGAACUGGUGUGUGAAUACUGCUUUAGCCUACUUUAUCAACAAUGCGGAUUCCUCUUUUUGAUACUGUAAAUAUCAGUUACAUGUGAUGGCUGUGUCGUCAAUGGGAAAACUGCCGUUUUAACCUCAGUUUAGAAACUGUGUGUUAGAGUGAGUGUGUGUGUGUGAGAGAGAGAGAGAGAGAGAGAGAGAGAGAGAGAGAGAGAGAGAGAGAGAGAGAGAGUGUGUGUGUGUGGUCCCAGCACAUGCGAGUCCUUAUAACAACAUGUCUGCACCACCAAAAUAAUGUCCAAGGCUCUGUGCUCUGUAGAGAGCAGAUGUUUUGGAGUUCCGUUAACCCAGAUGUGCUUUGCUCUGCGGGCGAUGUUUAAACCAUUUCUGCCUCCCAACUACACAUUACCCGUGUAGAUUUCAAUGCAGUAGGUGUGGAUCAAAAUGCCAGAGAACUGGUUCAAUAGCCGUGACAGGACAAGGUCAUUCUUACACCAAUCCUCUGUUUUUAAAUCUGAAUAGAAACACUGGAGGGAAAAAAAGGACUAAACGCAGUAGAUGUUGACAGGAUGUCAUUAGGAAUGAGGCCUCGUCUCAGCUUCUGAGGCCUCCACAUACUCAGGCAGUAUUACAGCACCAUCUAGUGGCCAGUAAAGGUAGUACAGUUCAGUUUGACUCCACCUACAGUAAGAGCAGACAAAUGCAUGAUGCCUUUCAUAUCUCAGAACUAUGCAAUACCGUGGAAGUUUAAUGUGUUUCUACACGAGUGGAUUUCUUCAGUUUUUUUUUUUUACACAUGCUAUAAUCAUGUCUUUAGUGUAUUUGUUGUUUUUCUAAAUCUUUUGUAAAUGAAGGACCAAAUGCUUUACGCCCAUUUUAAGUGUUAUGUUAUAGUUUUAUGCACUGCCUGAUUCUAUUCAAAAAAGAAAGUUUUAUAUAUAUGUAUAAAAAAAUACAAAGCUUG
Molecule: messenger RNA, 1773 nt
Organism: Hypomesus transpacificus
Lineage: Eukaryota; Metazoa; Chordata; Actinopteri; Osmeriformes; Osmeridae
Product: ninjurin-1-like
Exons: 4
Coding region: 216-650 (144 amino acids)
Biological process (GO): cell adhesion; tissue regeneration
Cellular component (GO): membrane
Source: RefSeq, a predicted model, not a curated record